This is a messenger RNA of Geosmithia morbida, 3654 nucleotides long. Its product is annotated as chitin synthase. Lineage: Eukaryota; Fungi; Ascomycota; Sordariomycetes; Hypocreales; Bionectriaceae. The coding region runs from base 1 to 3654 and encodes 1217 amino acids. The transcript has 2 exons. The record is from RefSeq and is a predicted model, not a curated record. Gene Ontology annotation, cellular component: cell septum; cell periphery. Gene Ontology annotation, molecular function: chitin synthase activity.
AUGCCUCCUCCCUCCUCUUCCGAGAGACGAGGUCACAAAACCAGUUCCACCCGCAAGCAGCGGAGCCCAUACAGAGAAUCGCCUUCUUCUCGCCGAAGCCGCCGCCCCUCCGACCCGGAAGCUGGCGCCUCCUUCUUCACCUCGUACUCCCACUCCCCCUCGAGACGCCCGUCGCACCAUGAACGCGGGAAAUCGGCCUCUUCCUACGCCGAAACGAUAACCGCCUCGCCAGCCGUCAACUCCGAGAGCGCACCUCUGUCCGGCACCACCCGCCGCGGCAGCCACUCGAGACACGGCAGCACCGACAAGACGCCCGCCAACGGCACCCUCGGCCGCAACAGGAGCCUCAGCCGCCCGGACCGGCGGGAGCUCGACAAGGACCGCCGCGACUACCGCUACCACAAGCCAUCGGCCAACAUGUCCGUCCUGACCUCGCCCACCGGCGACGACCCCGUCGACCACAUCACCGACGGCUCCACCGACCACUCGCGCUCCAACUCCCACGCCAACGGCUACGAAGACGGCUCGCCUCCCCGCCGGAGCCGCCGCCGCAGCCGCGACGCCGAUGAUCUCGAGAAGAACCGGGCCGGCCUGUCCGAGCCCAAGCCCUCCAGGUCGGCCAAGGUCACCAAGAACCGCAGGCGCCGUUCCUCAGGCGCCCGCAAGGAGGCCAAGGACAAGCAGAAGGAGGUGCUCCGCCCUCCCAGCUUCUGGAACGUCUACUGCGCCAUCAUCACCUUCUGGUGCCCCGACUUCAUCCUCAGGUGCUUCGGCAAGCCCACCAAGGCCCAGCGCAGGGCCUGGCGCGAGAAGAUGGGCCUCCUGAGCAUCAUCCUGCUCAUCAUGACGGCCAUCGGCUUCAUCACCUUCGGCUUCACCCAGGUCGUCUGCGGCACGCCCCCCACCCGCCUCAGGAUCAACGAGGUCUCCCCCGGCUACAUGAUCUUCCACGGCGUCGGCUACGACCUCGUCAAGUCGCACCACCCGCCCGCCGAGGGCAUGCCGCUCCGCUCCGACGGCUACGGCCCCAACGUUCUGUACGACCUGCCCACCCACUACGGCGGCAUGGACGGCAGCUUCCUCUUCCAGAACGUCAACGGCGCCUGCAAGGGCCUCAUCACCCUGGCCGACGGCUCCGACGUGCCCACCAACGACGACGACGACCUGGCCUGGUACUUCCCCUGCAAGGCCUUCAACCAGGACGGGUCGAGCGAGGUGAACCUGACGACCGAGUACUACCUGGGCUACGCCUGCCACACCACGCUCGAGUCGCGCAACGCCUUCUACCUCGACCUCAGCGGCCGCGCCGACGUCUACUUCACCUGGGACGACAUCGCCAACUCGACGCGCAACCUGAUGGUCUACUCGUCGAGCGUCCUGGACCUGGACCUGCUCAACUGGUUCAACGAGUCGCAGGUGGCCAUCCCCGACCGCUUCAAGGAGCUGCGCGACCGCAACACCGACCUCAACGCCGCCGUCCACGGCCGCGACGUCACCCGCAUCUUCCAGUCGGCCGAGGACAGGAAGAUGGCCCGCUGCUUCGAGGAGAUCAUCAAGGUCGGCUCCGUCGACACCGAGACCAUCGGCUGCAUCGCCUCCAAGGUGGUGCUGUACUGCGCCCUCGUCGUCAUCCUCGGCCUCGUCGGCGCCCGCUUCGUGCUCGCCGUCCUCUUCCAGUGGUUCAUCAGCCCGCGCUACGCCGCCAAGAAGACGUCGCAGAGCUCCGACGCCCGCAAGCGCAACCGCCAGAUCGAGGACUGGUCCGAGGACAUCUACCGCGCCCCCGACCGCCUGCCCGGCGACCCCGGCAGCACCGUCGUCAGCUCCGACCGCACCAAGCGCUCCUCCAUCCUGCCCACCACCUCGCGCUUCUCCAACGUCUACGGCGUCGACCCGCCCGCCCGCCGCGGCCCCACCACCAUGGGCAACCAGGCCGCCCAGCAGCUCGGCUCGCCCAUGUACCGCCAGGGCAACGACGACAGCCGCGCCAGCUUCCUCCAGACGGACCCCUACGCCACCCCGUCGUCGGGCCAACCCCCGGCCCCCCUCGACGGCCCCGGCCCGGCCGGCUUCAUCCACCCGGCCGUGGUGCCCCAGCCCCCGGCCGACUGGCAGCCGUACGGGUACCCGCUCGCGCACACCAUGAUCCUCGUCACCGCCUACUCGGAGGGCGAGGAGGGCAUGCGCACCACGCUCGACUCGCUCGCCACGACGGACUACCCCAACAGCCACAAGGUCAUCGUCGUCAUCUGCGACGGCAUCAUCAAGGGGGCCGGCGAGACGCAGUCGACGCCCGACAUGUGCGUCGGCAUGCUCAGGGACAACACGACGCCGCCCGACCUGGUGGAGCCCUUCUCGUACGUGGCCGUGGCCAGCGGGUCCAAGCGCCACAACAUGGCCAAGGUGCACAGCGGCUUCUACGACUACGGCCGGUCGUCCAAGAUACCGGUGGAGAAGCAGCAGCGCGUGCCCAUGGUGGUCAUCGUCAAGUGCGGCACGCCCAACGAGGCGACCAAGGCCAAGCCGGGCAACCGCGGCAAGCGCGACACGCAGAUCAUCCUGAUGUCCUUCCUGCAGAAGGUCAUGUUUGACGAGCGCAUGACGGAGCUCGAGUACGAGAUCUUCAACGGGCUGUGGAAGGUGACGGGCAUCUCGCCCGACUUCUACGAGGCCCUGCUCAUGGUGGACGCCGACACCAAGGUGUUCCCCGACUCGCUCACGCACAUGGUGUCGGCCAUGGUCAAGGACCCGCAGAUCAUGGGGCUGUGCGGCGAGACCAAGAUCGCCAACAAGCGGGCCAGCUGGGUGACGGCCAUCCAGGUCUUCGAGUACUUCGUGUCGCACCACCUGGCCAAGGCCUUCGAGUCGGUCUUUGGCGGCGUGACGUGCCUGCCCGGCUGCUUCUGCAUGUACCGCAUCAAGGCGCCCAAGGGCGGGCAGAACUACUGGGUGCCCAUCAUCGCCAACCCGGACGUGGUGGAGCACUACAGCGAGAACGUGGUGGAGACGCUGCACGAGAAGAACCUGUACCUGCUGGGCGAGGACCGCUUCCUGUCGACGCUCAUGCUGCGCACCUUUCCCAAGCGCAAGCAGAUCUUCGUGCCGCAGGCCGUGUGCAAGACGAUGGCGCCCGACGAGUUCAAGGUCCUGCUCUCGCAGAGGCGUCGCUGGAUCAACUCGACCAUCCACAACCUCAUGGAGCUCGUGCUCGUCAGGGAUCUCUGCGGCACCUUUUGCUUCAGACUGAUCCUCGGUCUCCCCGGAGUGCUCAUCGUCGUGACGGCCCACAAGCUGUCCUACGUCAUCUGGAUGAUGAUCUACCUGAUGGCCCUGCCCAUCUGGAACUUUGUGCUGCCCACCUACGCCUUCUGGAAGUUUGACGACUUCUCGUGGGGCGAGACGCGCAAGACGGACGGCGAGAAGAAGACGAAGAAGGCCGGCCUGGAGUACCAGGGAGAGUUUGACAGCUCCAAGAUCACCAUGAAGCGCUGGGCGGAGUUUGAGAGGGAGAGGAGGUCCCGCUACGGGUACGGUUACCCUGAAGGAGCGUCGGGUUCCGCCAGCAGGGAGAAUCUCACCGGUACGGGCGCCCAGUCUUGGGCUCCCCAGGUUCCACCGCCUGCUAAUCACCCCUUCUACGAUUCGGAUUAUUAG